AUUACUACUAUUUUUAUGUCUAAUUGUCAAAUAUACUUACUUAUAUGAUAUAAGUUAUAUCUAGGGCAUGCUACAUGGUCUUCUUCAUCCUCGUUCAAUAUAAUAUUUUCCUUGAAUGCGUUUUGUUAUAAGCCUAAAUAAUAAACAGUGUUCAUUAAUUGAAAAUAACAUAACUUUGUUUUUCCAUGCAGGUGGGAGAGGAAGUGGCGUCGCUCACAAAAAUAGCAUGCCCGAUCGUUAUGACAUCACUCCUCAUCUUCUCAAGAUCAAUAAUCUCAAUGUGGUUCCUUAGUCACCUCGGAGAAGUCGAGCUCGCUGGCGGUGCACUCGCCAUGGGCUUCGGUAACAUCACCGGAGUCUCCGUACUCAAAGGUCUUUCUGUUGGUAUGGACCCAAUAUGUGGUCAAGCCUUUGGAGCCAAACGCUGGACCGUACUUAGUCACACGUUUCAGAAAAUGUUAUGUCUCUUAAUCGUCGUUUCUAUACCAAUCGCCGUUGCAUGGCUCAACAUCGAACCCAUUUUCCUCAUGUUGGGUCAGGACCCGGAUAUAACCGAAGUAUCCAAAACUUACAUGGUCUUCUUCAUCCCUGAGUUACUGGCUCAAGCCAUGCUCCACCCGCUCCGAACAUUCCUCAGAACGCAAGGCUUAACGUCACCGUUGACGAUAUCUGCCAUCGUAUCCAUUCUUCUCCAUCCUCUAUUUAGUUACGUCUUCGUUAAGCGUAUGCGUUUAGGUGUUAAAGGAGUAGCGGUCGCGAUGGCUUUUAACACUAUUAACAUCAACGUGGGACUGCUCGUCUACACGUUCUUUUCGGAUUCUCUAAUCAAACCGUGGCAAGGGCUUGCUUUGCGGUCGCUUUUCCGCGGCUGGUGGCCAUUGCUUUCUCUAGCGGCACCAAGCGCCAUCUCAGUUUGUUUGGAGUAUUGGUGGUAUGAGAUCAUGCUUUUCCUUUGUGGGCUUCUCGGGAACCCUAAAGCAAGUGUGUCCGCCAUGGGGAUAUUGAUUCAGACAACGGGGAUACUCUACGUAGUUCCGUUCGCUAUAAGCAGCGCUAUUGCGACCCGUGUAGCACACGCACUUGGUGGAGGACAACCCACCCGAGCUCAAUGUACGACCGUCAUCGGUUUGAUACUCGCGGUAGCGUAUGGUUUAUCAGCUGCUGCUUUUGUGACCGCCCUUAAAUCGGUUUGGGGAAAGAUGUUCACGGACGAACCGGAGAUUCUCGGUUUGAUUUCGUCAGCACUUCCUAUCUUGGGGCUUUGCGAGAUCGGGAACUCGCCACAGACGGCCGCUUGUGGAGUUUUAACGGGCACAGCGAGGCCUAAAGAUGGAGUACGCGUUAACCUCUGCGCGUUCUACAUCGUGGGCUUGCCUGUGGCAGUCACGACCACGUUUGGGUUUAAAGUUGGGUUUUGUGGGCUAUGGUAUGGACUUCUGGCUGCGCAGAUUACAUGUUUGGUUAUGAUGCUUUGUACGUUGAUUCGUACGGACUGGACUCACCAGGUGAAGCGAGCGGAGGAACUUACCUCAUCUGCCACCGAUAGAAGUCAUUCGGAAGAAGAAACCAUCCAUCUUCAAGUCGAAGAUGGUGAUGAUGUUGGUAGCAAUAAUCUGGAGGUUGGUUUAUUACAAUAACACAAAUGACUUGUCUAGAAGACUUGCCUCGAGUUCAGUCGAUAGUUUUAACGGAUUGUUAAUUAGUAUAUAGGAUUUUUUUUUUCGUUUGGGCAAACUCAAACACCCAAGAUAGAUUUGGAUCCCAAUUGUUAUAACCAAUAUUUUGGUACAAGCUUAGAUUUGCUAACAUGUCAUAAGCUAGUAUAGUGGCUAUUUUAUUAUUAUUUGGCUCUUUAUGUAAAGUAAGUCAGACUCAUUAGUCAUAAAGUAUAUGAAAAU
Messenger RNA from Raphanus sativus (radish), 1898 nucleotides. RefSeq names its product protein DETOXIFICATION 53. NCBI's taxonomy places the organism in Eukaryota, Viridiplantae, Streptophyta, Magnoliopsida, Brassicales, Brassicaceae. Gene Ontology annotation, molecular function: antiporter activity; xenobiotic transmembrane transporter activity. Gene Ontology annotation, biological process: xenobiotic detoxification by transmembrane export across the plasma membrane. Bases 186 to 1637 code for a protein of 483 amino acids. The record is from RefSeq and is a predicted model, not a curated record. Gene Ontology annotation, cellular component: membrane. The transcript has a single exon.